Molecule: messenger RNA, 2465 nt
Organism: Neltuma alba
Lineage: Eukaryota; Viridiplantae; Streptophyta; Magnoliopsida; Fabales; Fabaceae
Product: pentatricopeptide repeat-containing protein At3g62470, mitochondrial-like
Exons: 2
Coding region: 162-2093 (643 amino acids)
Molecular function (GO): protein binding
Source: RefSeq, a predicted model, not a curated record
AGCACACCGCAGCUAUCUGCUAUUGCAACACUGCCUCACCCCCACCGCUUCCUUCCCCAUCCUCCUCUCAUAACCGCUGUACGGCGGCAUCUCUGUCUCUCCACCAAACCACUCUGCGAAUCUCUCUGCUUUCUGCUUCCUUCGUCCUUAAUGGCAGUUCAAUGACCCAGAAAACACUCUUCAAAGUCAGAUUUCUAACAUUGAUCUGUCACCCCUCAAAUCUGCGACCCCAUCCAUCCAUACCACUCGGCCCCCUCAAUGCCUUCUACUCCCCCGAGCUUCGCUCUCUCCAUCAGGGACGACCACAUGGAUGGCAAAGAUGGCGUGAAGGAGAGCAAGUGUGCUUUCCUUGUGGUAGCUCUCUGCCCUUGUCUCGUAUGUUUUAUUCUUCUUUUAAUUGCACUGUCUAUCGUUCUCGUCGUCAAAUUCCAUUUCUUUUGCCACUCUCCUAUACAUUCCUUACUCUUCAAAAAGAAUUGUUGAUUCCCCUUUUGGGAAAAGUUUCUGGUUCAUCGGCAAUUGAUAGUUCUAGGACAUUUGCACGUGUUGGGGGUGAUGAAGAUGAGGAAUCCGAGGUUGAAUCUGGAAAUGAGGAUGAUGAUAGUGAUCGGGAUUGUGAUGGUGGUAGGGAUCUUAAUGCUAAAUCCGGUGCUGACCCGGAUGAAGUUGAUAGGGUCUGCAAGGUGAUCGAUGAAUUGUUUGCGUUGGAUCGGAAUAUGGAGGCAGUUCUUGAUGGAUGUGGGAUACAACUGUCAGAUGAUUUGGUUGUCGAUGUUCUGGGGCGGUUUAAACAUGCUCGGAAGCCAGCAUUUCGGUUCUUUUGUUGGGCAGGUCAGAGGCCGGGUUUUGCCCAUAACUCCAGGACAUAUAACUCAAUGCUGAAUAUUCUUGGGAAGACUAGACAGUUUGAAACCAUGAUGGCAAUGGUAGAGGAAAUGGGUGAGAAAGGCCUUUUGACAAUGGAAACUUUCACCAUUGCUAUCAAAGCCUUUGCUGCUGCGAAGGAGAGGAAAAAAGCUGUCGGGAUCUUUGAUCUGAUGAAGAAGUACAAAUUUAAGGUUGGUGUUGAUUCUAUUAAUUUCUUGCUUGAUACACUUGGAAGGGCAAAACUUGGUAAAGAAGCACAGGCCAUAUUUGAAAAACUGAAAGACAGAUUCACGCACAAUUUACAGACUUACACGGUGCUUCUUAAUGGUUGGUGCAGGGUUAAAAACUUGAUGGAGGCAGGGAGGGUGUGGAAUGAGAUGAUUGAUAAGGGAUUUAAGCCAGAUGUUGUUGCACAUAAUGUUAUGCUUGAGGGUUUGUUAAGGUGUAAGAGGAAGUCUGAUGCAAUCAAAUUAUUUAAAGUCAUGAAAGCUAAAGGUCCACUGCCCAAUGUUCGGAGUUACACAAUUGUAAUACGGGAUUUGUGCAAACAAAAAAUGAUGGGAGAAGCAACUGAGUAUUUUCAUGAAAUGAUCGAUUCUGGGUGUCAACCAGAUGCUGCUGUCUACACGUGUUUGAUCACUGGGUUUGGAAACCAGAAGAAAAUGGGUGAGGUAUACAAUCUACUAAAGGAAAUGAGGGAGAAGGGCUGUCCCCCAGAUGGGAGGACCUAUAAUGCAUUAAUAAAGUUGAUGACAAGUCGACAUAUGCCCGAUGAUGCUAUGAGGAUAUACAAGAAGAUGAUUCAAAGUGGCGUUGAACCAACUAUUCACACUUACAACAUGAUAAUGAAGUCCUUUUUCAUGACAAAAAAUUAUGAAAUGGGUCAUGCAAUUUGGGAUGAGAUGUUUCAGAAUGGGUUCUGUCCUGAUGAAAAUUCCUACACUGUGUUAAUUGGAGGGCUUAUAAGACAAGGAAGGUCAGAAGGGGCAUGCAAAUUCUUAGAGGAAAUGAUCGAGAAGGGAAUGAAGGCACCACAGCUUGAUUACAACAAGUUUGCUGCUGAUUUUUCUAGAGCAGGGAAGCCUGACAUACUUGAGGAGUUAGCUCAAAGGAUGAAAUUUGCUGGUAAAUUUGAAGUUUCUAAUGUCUUUGCCAGGUGGGCGGAGAUGAUGAAGAAAAGGGUCAAGAGAAGAGAGCCUACAAAAUAUAGUAGGCAGUUUUCAUGAAGAUCUUGGUGCCGGCCAGAGCCUCUUUGGUCAAAUGUUCGAUGGUGCUUCUGGAUAAUAAGGUGGUCAGUCUGGGAAUCUUUUCUCACUCGGGCACUCUGUUGUCUUGAAGGAUUGCUAGUGAAGUAGUUCGACUUAGUUUCCAAAAGACAGCGAGUUACGUUGUUAGGUCUUCAUUGUAAUCAAUGUUGAAAGCCGAGUUAAUUCUUGGGAUUUUGUGUGCGUCAUUUGUCUAAUUCAUAUUUUGUAUAAUGCUGUUUGGUAAACUGACUGACCAGGGUUGUAUGAUUACGGUAUGAGUUGGAUAAGAGCAUUGUUGAUGGUUGUAAUUUUUUCUGGAUCCUUAUUUAUGUUCACUAAGCAGGAUGCAAA